UCUGUGGUAUCUGGGAUCAUCAUAGCAAGUCUCACAUCAGUAAAAGAGAUUGAAAGGGGCUGAGAAGAUGUUAAAUAGAGAGGCAGGAGAGGGGGUGUGUGAUCAGCUCUCGUUGAGAACCUAACAAGGCAGGAGGGAGAAGAGGGACUCGCGACACCACAGUGCAGCCGUGACAUGAAAGAGAGGCUGUGAAGAGGAGGGAAAAGACAAGGAUCUCCUUAUUCUUUCAAGCACCAUGAAAAUAACUAUCCAAAUCAUGUGCAUCUUUCUGUUGAUAACCUUGUAUGAGUGUGCAGUAAUCACGGGGGCCUGUGAAAGGGACCUCCAAUGUGGAGUUGGGACAUGCUGCGCCAUCAGCUUGUGGCUCCGGGGGCUCCGGAUGUGCACGCCAUUAGGGCAAGAGGGAGAUGAAUGCCACCCCAUCAGCCAUAAGGUCCCUUUCUUUGGAAAACGGCAACAUCAUACCUGUCCAUGUUUGCCAAACUUCAUAUGCUCCAAAUUCAUUGAUGGUCGAUACCGAUGUUCAAUAGACUUCAAGAGCAUGGACUUUUAAUGGAAAGGAAAGCUGCAUAGGCCUUCCUACCCUGCAGUGCAUAUUAAACACAUCCUUAUGUCCUUGACAUCCUAUGAGAACUAUUCAGUGUCCAUUUACACAAGCAUUGUCCAUUGACAUUAAUGGAGUCAGUGAUUCAUCAACACACAAGAAUUGUGCUAGCAAAUGAAUCAGGGGGGAUUUUAGAAUAUAAUUGAUUAACUGAAAUAAGUUUGGGGAAUUGCUGUUUGCACUCCAUCCUAAAAAGGCUGUUGAUCAGUUGGGCUUGUCUAGAGCAGCCUCUCCAACCCUACACAUGUUUCAGACGACAUCCCCCAUCA
Messenger RNA from Lacerta agilis (Sand lizard), 873 nucleotides. RefSeq names its product prokineticin 1 (gene PROK1). The record is from RefSeq and is a predicted model, not a curated record. NCBI's taxonomy places the organism in Eukaryota, Metazoa, Chordata, Lepidosauria, Squamata, Lacertidae. The transcript has 3 exons. Bases 236 to 553 code for a protein of 105 amino acids.